Lolium rigidum is the source of this 2693-nucleotide messenger RNA. Its product is annotated as ent-kaur-16-ene synthase, chloroplastic-like. The coding region runs from base 1 to 2523 and encodes 840 amino acids. The transcript is spliced from 14 exons. NCBI's taxonomy places the organism in Eukaryota, Viridiplantae, Streptophyta, Magnoliopsida, Poales, Poaceae. Gene Ontology annotation, molecular function: terpene synthase activity; magnesium ion binding. Gene Ontology annotation, biological process: diterpenoid biosynthetic process. The record is from RefSeq and is a predicted model, not a curated record.
AUGUCGCAGCCAAAAGUUUCCGGUGUCUGUUCCGUCCUCCCGGCGCCUCGCCGCCAUCCCCUCCUCCUCCCGGCGGCUCCCCUGUCCGCGCCAACGUUCCGCUCCGGUCUUCAUCGUCGCCUCACGAUCGCCCGUGCCGCGGGGAAUGUCGAGCCACGCUGCCUCGGAUCCUUCAGCCGUACCCGUCACCGUCCUCCGGCACUCCACUCGACUCGCGCCGGGAUUCCUCCAUCUUCGGCAUGUGUCGAUACAAGGCUGGUAGGAGAAAAUACAGGCCUGCAAAACGUGCAUACAGAUGGACGGGAGGCUAGAAUAAAGAAGCAGCUCCAGCAAGUUGAAUUAUCGCCAUCUUCUUACGACACGGCGUGGGUGGCUAUGGUGCCCUUGCCGGGCUCCCCUGGUGCUCCAUGCUUUCCCCAGUGUGUUGAAUGGAUAUUGCUCAACCAACAGGAUGAUGGAUCUUGGGGUGUCAACGAGUUUGGAUCAUCAGCCAACAAGGACAUUCUCUCAUCUACAUUGGCAUGUGUUCUUGCAUUUAAGAAAUGGAAUGUUGGCCACGAGCACAUAAGAAGAGGUCUACAUUUUAUUGGAAGGAAUUUCUCCAUUGCUAUGGAUGAGCAGAUUGCCACUCCUAUAGGCUUCAAUGUCAUCUUUCCUGGUAUGCUUAGGCUUGCCAUUGCGAUGGGCUUGCAGUUUCCUGUUAGACAGACUGAUAUUGAUGGGGUUCUACACCUCUGGGACAUUGAAGUGAAAAGGCAGGAUGGGAAGAAAUCAUGUGGCAGAGAAGCAUAUAUGGCCUAUGUUGCUGAAGGGUUAGGAAACCUGCUAGACUGGAAUGAAGUUAUGAAGUUCCAGAGGAAGAAUGGAUCAUUGUUCAACUCCCCUUCCACAACUGCUGCUGCAUUAAUCCACAACUAUGAUGAUAAAGCCCUCGGGUACCUAAAUUUGCUUGUCAGUAAAUUUGGUAGUGCAGUACCAACAGUAUACCCACUAAAUAUACAUUGCCAGCUGUCAAUGGUGGAUUCGCUUGAAAAGAUCGGAAUUUCUCACCAUUUUUCUACUGAGGUAAAGGGCAUCCUAGACAUGACAUACAGUUUUUGGUUACAGAGGGACGAGGAGAUCAUGCUAGAUGUAGCAACAUGCGCAAUGGCGUUUCGACUCCUACGGAUGAAUGGAUAUGAUGUAUCCUCAGAUGAACUGUCUCAUAUUGCUGAAGCUUCCGCUUUCCAUGAUUCACUUCAAGGAUAUUUAAAUGAUACAAAAUCUAUAUUGGAAUUGUACAGGGCUUCAAAAGUUACUGUAUCCGAAGAUGAACUGAUCCUAGAUAACUUAGGCUCCUGGUCUGGCAGCUUAUUGACGCAAAAGCUGUUAUCUAAUGGGUUCCCAAGAAUCUCGACCUAUGCAGAGGUAGAGUAUGCUCUUAAGUUUCCUUUCUAUGCCACACUGGAACGUCUAGAGCACAAGAGGAACAUCGAACAUUUUGAUGCUAGGGAUUCUCACAUGAUGAAUACAGAAUACUUGCCAUCUCGUGUCAACCAAGAACUUUUGUCUUUGGCUGUUGAAGAUUUCACCUUUUCUCAAACUAUUUACCAGGAUGAACUCCAACAUCUUGACAGUUGGGUGAAAGAGAACAAGUUGGACCAAUUGCAAUUCGCGCGACAGAAGUUAACAUAUUGUUAUCUCUCUGCUGCUGCCACGAUAUUUCCUCCUGAAAUGUCUGAUGCUCGUAUAUCAUGGGCCAAAAAUGCUGUGCUCACAACUGUUGUUGACGACUUCUUCGAUAUUGGAGGAUCAAAAGAAGAGCUGGAAAACCUCAUCGCAUUAGUUGAGAAGUGGGAUGAGCACCACAAAGAUGACUUCUAUUCUGAGCAAGUAAAAAUAGUAUUUUGUGCUCUCUAUACCACGGUGAACCAGCUUGGAUCGAUGGCUUCUGCAGUCCAAAACCGCUGUGUUAGAAAUCACCUGAUAGAAACUUGGCUACAAUUAUUGAGGUCUAUGAUGACUGAGACAAAAUGGCAGAUUACUCAAUAUGUGCCAACGGUGGAAGAAUAUAUGACAAAUGGAGUUGUUUCAUUCGCCCUUGGCCCCAUUGUGCUCCCAGCAUUGUAUUUUGUCGGGGAGAAGAUCUCAGAGUGUGUUGUCAAAGAUCAAGAGCACAGUGAGCUAUUUAGGGUAAUGAGCACUUGUGGUCGUCUCCUGAAUGACAUCCAAGGCUUUGAGCGGGAGGGCAGCGAAGGGAAACUGAAUAGCGUUUCGCUGCUUGUUCUUCACAGUGGUGGUCUAAUGUCCGUAGAAGGGGCUAAGGAGGCGAUACAGAAGAACAUAGUCGCUUCUAGGCGAGACUUGCUAAGACUGGUCCUCAAGGAAGACACGCUCGUCCCUAGGGCAUGCAAGGAGCUGUUCUGGAAGAUGUGCAGGAUACUUCACCUGUUCUACUUCCAGACAGAUGGGUUCAGCUCGCCCAAGGAAAUGGCCAGCGCGGUGGAUGCAGUCAUCAACGAGCCGCUCAAACUCUCGAGUUAGCAAUCCAUCUUUGGCUGUUUCAUCAGAACAUAGGAUUUCGUGUGUUGAUGAUAUGGAGCAGCAGAGGAAGCUGCGGUUAACCUUUGAUGCUGUUAGUGGGUGGUGUAAAGAUUAAGGCUGGAGGUUGUAAAAGGCCUGCUUGUGUUGUGAGAGUGACAGUUCAUUGUUCA